Molecule: messenger RNA, 690 nt
Organism: Geodia barretti
Lineage: Eukaryota; Metazoa; Porifera; Demospongiae; Tetractinellida; Geodiidae
Source: the annotation of a GenBank genome assembly
CCGUACAACCGGCCUGGGGCCGGAGAAGGGAGACCACCCGUGGACGACAGCCAGCUCGCGCCCGUAGCCGGCGCCGAUGACAACACGCCCCAGGGAGCCGGCGGGCGACCGACGAGGGAGGAGGCCGAGCAGGCGGUGCGCGUGCUGCUCCGCUGGGCCGGCGACGACCCCGAGCGCGAGGGGCUGCUCGAUACGCCCAAGCGGGUCGCGCGCGCCUACGAGGAGUAUUUUGUGGGCUACGGCCAGGACCCCUAUGCGAUCCUGCGUCGCACGUUCGAGGAGACAAACGGCUACGACGAGAUGGUCGUUCUCCGCGACAUCGAUUUCCGGUCGCAUUGUGAGCACCAUGUGGCGCCGAUCGUCGGCCGCGCCCACAUCGGCUAUCUGCCGGACCACCGCGUGAUUGGGAUCAGCAAGCUCGCUCGCGUGGUCGAUGUGUUCGCCCGGCGCCUGCAGAUUCAGGAGAAGCUGACCGCCGAGAUCGCCGAUUCCAUCGAGUCGGUCCUGCAGCCGCGCGGCGUCGGGGUCGUGAUCGAGGCGGCGCACCACUGCAUGACGACGCGCGGCGUCUCCAAGGAGGGAGUCCUCAUGGUGACGAGCCGGAUGCUCGGCGCGUUUCGCACGGAUCCGAAGACCCGCCGCGAGUUUCUCAGCAUGAUCGGGAACCCGGCGGCCUCGGUGCCGCGCUAG